GACUAGUAAUAAUAACACUUUGUUAUUAUAGGCUUUCCAUUUCUUCCGACCGUUAUAAUCCCCUCUUUCCUUUUUCUUCGUCUCUCUCCAAAAACACACACAUACUCUCUCUCCCUCUCUCUCGCUGGAGUAAAAUGACGGUGGGUAACAACGCAGCUGCCAGGCGAUGCAAGAAUGCAAUCAAGUUCGGAAUCUCACUCUUCUGCAACUCCUUCAAUUCCUCUAAAUGCAAAACUAUGACGAAAAUGGCGGUGGCUCGGAUAAAGCUACUAAGGAACAAGAGACAAGUUGUUGUGAAGCAGAUGAGAAGAGACAUCGCUUUGCUUCUUCAGUCUGGCCAGGACGCUACUGCUCGUAUUAGGGUUGAACAUGUUAUAAGAGAACAAAAUGUUCUAGCUGCAAAUGAGUUUAUUGAGCUCUUCUGUGAACUGGUUGUGGCAAGACUAUCCAUCAUAUCUAAGCAGAGGGAAUGUCCACAAGAUUUAAAAGAAGGGAUAUCAAGUUUAAUUUUUGCAGCACCUAGGUGUGCUGAUAUUCCAGAACUAUUGGCGAUUCGAGACAUUUUUGAGAAGAAAUAUGGAAAAGAUUUUGUAUCCGCGGCUACUGAUCUACGACCUAGCUGUGGUGUAAAUCGCAUGCUUAUUGACAAGCUCUCUGUUAAAACACCUUCCGGUGAAGUGAAAUUGAAAGUCAUGAAGGAAAUAGCCAAGGAGUAUCAGGUUGAAUGGGAUACAACAGAAUCUGAAAUGGAGCUUCUUAAGCCCCCAGAAGAGCUUAUAGAUGGACCAAAGACUUUUGUAAGCGCAACCAGCUUGCCCAUAAAGCCUCUACCAAACCAAUCUAAUACUGAACCAACAGCAACAACCAGACAUUCUAAUAUUGGACCAACAGCAGCAACUAGAUAUUCUGAUGGAGGGAGGAAUUCCAUGCAAUUUGAAGACACAGCAUCAGCUGCUGAAGCAGCUGCUGAGUCUGCAAGGAAAGCAAUUGCUGCUGCAGGAGCUGCUGCCUAUUUGGCCAACAGAGACUCCUACCAGACCAGUCAAGGAUUUGCCUUAAAUGGUGAUGUAAAUGUUUAUAACCAUCAUCCUGAAAUGGAUACUUUUUCUGGCAAGAACAUGAAGAGUCCAGUUUCUGAAAUUUCUCAAAAUUCUCUGCCAAAGGAUCUUCACACUCAAACCACAUAUAGGAGACACAGCUACAAUGUUGCUCCAUCCACGUAUUCAGAAGAUGAAUCAGAGUAUGAUGAAGAAAUCGAAGUCGAAGAUCCUACAAGUGAUGCCAAUCGACGCCAUAGAAGUCCUACUAAUAUGAACCCAAAAAUGACUCACAGAAGGCACAGCUACAAUGUCCAGCCUAAAGAUACAGGUAUUAAGUUUGAUGAAUCAGAUUGUGAGGAUGAUUUUGAGAGGGAAGAGCCAACAGGAGGCAAAUAUCUACCGCCAAAUCGACCUGCACCAGAAGUACCAUCAUCUCGUGUUAACUCUACCCAUCGUGUUCAUCCCAAGUUGCCAGAUUAUGAUGUACUCACUGCUCGAUUCGAUGCUCUCAAGUUUCCCAAAGUUUAAGAUGAAAAAUAACUGAAUUGCUUGCGGAAGAGGAAGGUGCUCAGUAUUAUAUAUAUAGAAUCUCAUACUUUUAAAUAUGUUUUUGUACUCUCUAGUAAGCUAUACUUGGAUUGUAUAUGUUCUUGUUCUUAAAUGUAAUAGCUGUGAUAUAUGGGUUACUUGGAGAAGAUUUGCAUCAUGUUUGGUUUGGUUUGCCCCAUCAAGUUUUACUAUCAUUUUUAUCA
This is a messenger RNA of Daucus carota subsp. sativus, 1792 nucleotides long. RefSeq lists its product as uncharacterized. The coding region runs from base 135 to 1568 and encodes 477 amino acids. NCBI's taxonomy places the organism in Eukaryota, Viridiplantae, Streptophyta, Magnoliopsida, Apiales, Apiaceae. The record is from RefSeq and is a predicted model, not a curated record. The transcript is spliced from 8 exons. Gene Ontology annotation, biological process: protein transport.